Molecule: messenger RNA, 1340 nt
Organism: Chara braunii
Lineage: Eukaryota; Viridiplantae; Streptophyta; Charophyceae; Charales; Characeae
Source: the annotation of a GenBank genome assembly
UGGACGAAGAGGUUAACAAUUGGAUCGACGACGUUGGGAAGUUCAGCUCCGAGAAGGCGAUCGAAAAAGCACGUGGGACGCAACCUGCACGAUGGUGGAGGAAAUGGUGCAGCGAGCUGGCCCAUCUCCAAAGGCAAGCAAUCCGUUUGCUUGGCCAGAGGUCCUCCUCCUCCAACUGUCAAUGAAAUCCACUCCCGCCCACGGAACAAGCAUGAAACAGUCAAGCUCAACACCUUGAUCUACAACAGAUGAACUCAACACCUGUUGAAGAAGUUGACCAAGAAGCCUAAGCCCGGCGAGGAUGACCUUUUGUGGGAGGAGGAUUUGAACCUCGAGAAGAAGGAGGUCGUUGCGGAUGCUACGAUGCGCGUGGAGGAAUGGCGCUCGCGUGUUCGCGAGUUGAAUGAGGGGCGGGAGGGCAAUGGCGAUGAUGAUGAUGAUGGGGAGGAUGAGGAGGAGGAUGUUGUCGAAGAGGAGGAGGAGAGAGACAAAGGUGAGGGACAAAUGGUGCGCACAAGGAUUCAGAGCAAUCUCUUGGAGCUUGAGAGAGAGCUCAACGAGUCAUGGCGGAAAUCGACGAAGGCGUCGAAGUACUUGGCUCGGCUGCAUUUAGGGAAGUUGCAGCAAGCCAUGAAGACCAUGAGCGAUUCACAUGCCGAGAAAUUUCUGGCUUCCCGUCUGAAGGUAUCUGCGUUGGCACCAAAACCCGUCAAACGUAGACCGGGAAGAUCGUGGAAGGUCGUGGAGGAACCUGCUGCAAUGGAUGAGAGUGGCGAGGGGAAGGAGAAUGCUGAGGAGGGGGGGGGCGAUGAUUAUCAAGCACAACCUGCUGCAUUGGCUACCAAACCGGCUAAACGACCACCGGGUAGAUCACGAAAGGCCAUGGAGGAGACCGCUGCAGCGGAGGGAAGUGGUGGGGCGGAUGAGAAUGCAGCGGAGGAGGAAGACUGCGAUUCUCAUGAACAACCUCUUCAUUGCGGAAAGCGACGCAAGCAAUCACACUAAGAAGGGAGAGUGGGGGCUGGAGCCUGUGUGCAGCAGUGUGUUAAACUGGUAGAUCUGUUUCUCAAAUGUCUGAUUGAGAAAGUUUGUUGAACUUAUGUGUAAUGCAAAGUGGCGGGGGGGAGGGGAAUGCCGAGGAAGGGGGGGGGGGGGGGGGGGGGGGGGGGGGGGGGGGGGGGGGGGGGGGGGGGGGGGGGGGGAUGAUUCCCACAUAGCAGGUUUUAGUUUUUUUUUUUUUUUCCCUUUUAAUUCGGACAUCCGGACCGGGACAUGUAACUGGACUAUCUGGGUCCGCAUGUCUGGAUAAUCGGACGUCCGGAUAAAACCGGAUACAAGUC